AUGCUUGAAAAUCAGACAACUGUCAAAUAUUUCAUCAUUAAAGGAAUCUCUGAUGACCCCAAGCUGCAGUUUCCAAUUUUCCUUCUGGUCCUCCUUAUGUAUCUUUUAACUCUGAGUGGUAACCUGACAAUUCUAAUUGCCUGCCGACACCCGCUUCUCCACACACCUAUGUACUUCUUCUUGGGUAACUUGUCUGUACUAGAUUUCUCUUGUUCUACCAUUGCCCUGCAUAGGAUUCUUAUAAACUUUAUUACUAGGGAUAAAACUGUUCCAUUUUUUCAGUGUAUGAUACAAAUGUACCUGUUUGGAUCCCUUGGUGUUACCGAAUUAUUAAUACUGACAGUCAUGAGUUAUGAUCGCUAUGUAGCGAUCUGUAAGCCCUUACAUUACCACAGGAUCAUGAACAAUAGAAUGUGCACUAUGUUGGCCUCACUCAGCUGGUUGUUGGGGUUGUGCCAAGUCCUUCCUCAUACUGGUAUCAUAAUGAGUUAUACUUGCUAUUCAUCCAUUGAGAUCAACCACUUCUUCUGUGACAUUGUCCCCUUAAUGAAAAUUUCCUGCAAUGACACGACUGUUUUGGAACUUCUAUUCCUCAUAGAAGGGUUGCUUCCUAUGAUCUUAAUGCCCUUUGUCCUCACCUUUGUUCCUUACAUUUUUAUAAUAAAUGCUAUAUUGAAGAUCUCUACAAGUACUGGAAGACGUAAGGCCUUCUACACAUGUUCCUCACACCUCAUCGUUGUGAUUGUGCUCUACACUACUGUAGCCAGCCAAUAUUUGACACCAAAUCUAUCUAGUACCCUGGAUUCUAAGAAGCUUUUAUCGUUAUUUAAUGCGGCUGCUGUUCCUAUGCUAAAUCCAUUCAUUUACAGCCUCAAAAACAAAGAUGUUAAAAGAGCUUUGAAAAUGACCCUCAGUAAAUGUAGUUUUGCUUUAAAUUAA
This is a messenger RNA of Rana temporaria (common frog), 939 nucleotides long. RefSeq names its product olfactory receptor 8D1-like. Bases 1 to 939 code for a protein of 312 amino acids. NCBI's taxonomy places the organism in Eukaryota, Metazoa, Chordata, Amphibia, Anura, Ranidae. Gene Ontology annotation, biological process: G protein-coupled receptor signaling pathway. Gene Ontology annotation, molecular function: G protein-coupled receptor activity; olfactory receptor activity. The transcript has a single exon. Gene Ontology annotation, cellular component: membrane. The record is from RefSeq and is a predicted model, not a curated record.